This is a messenger RNA of Mus musculus (house mouse), 1796 nucleotides long. RefSeq names its product interferon activated gene 202B (gene Ifi202b). The record is from RefSeq and is marked validated. Lineage: Eukaryota; Metazoa; Chordata; Mammalia; Rodentia; Muridae. The transcript is spliced from 7 exons. Bases 225 to 1562 code for a protein of 445 amino acids.
AUACCGAGAAGAGUAUUUAACCGGUGUCAUUUUCUUACCAUUUUUAUAAAUUCUUAAUUUGCUGUACAUCUGAUAACACCUUCAUUUAUUUUCCUUCUUAAAGCUGACACACUCUGCCUUGUUGGAGAUCUAGGACCCGGAACAGGAGUCACUGAAGAAGUUCCCGGCUUGAAGAACUCAAUCAAAAAGUCUGUAUCUACAGAAAGAGACAUCUGUCCCAGGCAAUGUCCAACCGUAACUUAAGGUCAUCUACCAACUCAGAAUUUUCUGAGGGUCAACAUCAGACCCCUUCCAGUGAUUCAUCUGGCCAUGGGGAGGAUCAACCUCAAGCCUCUCCUGGACCUAACAAAAAGUCACACACCCCAAAAAAGAACAUUAGCAAAGGUGCUGUUCUUCAUGAGAAACCCAUGACAGUGAUGGUACUCACUGCAACAGAACCAUUUAAUUAUAAAGAGGGAAAAGAGAACAUGUUUCAUGCUACAGUGGCUACAGAGAGCCAAUAUUACCGUGUGAAAGUUUUCAACAUGGACUUGAAAGAGAAGUUCACAGAAAAUAAAUUUAUUACCAUUUCCAAAUACUUCAACAGCAGUGGCAUCCUAGAGAUCAAUGAAACUGCCACUGUGUCAGAGGCUGCUCCUAACCAAAUUAUUGAAGUGCCCAAAAAUAUUAUCAGAAGUGCAAAAGAAACUCUUAAGAUCUCUAAAAUUAAAGAACUUGAUUCUGGAACACUGAUUUAUGGUGUGUUUGCAGUAGAGAAGAAAAAAGUGAAUGAUAAAAGUAUAACCUUCAAAAUAAAAGAUAAUGAAGAUAAUAUAAAAGUGGUGUGGGAUAAAAAACAGCACAAUAUCAACUAUGAGAAAGGAGAUAAACUCCAACUCUUCUCCUUUCACCUGAGAAAAGGAAAUGGGAAACCAAUAUUACACUCUGGAAAUCACAGUUUCAUCAAGGGAGAAAAGCUACUAAAAGAAUCUUUUGAAGGGGAUGGUUACCACAAAGGUCCCAAACAAGUGGUGGCAUUGAAAGCAACAAAACUAUUUACUUAUGAUAGUAUAAAAAGUAAAAAGAUGUUCCAUGCCACAGUGGCUACUGAUACAGAAUUCUUCAGAGUGAUGGUCUUCGAGGAAAACCUAGAGAAAAAGUUUAUCCCGGGAAACACCAUUGCUUUAUCAGAUUAUUUUGGUAUGUAUGGGUCUCUGGCAAUACAUGAAUAUUCCAGCGUGUCUGAGGUGAAGAGCCAAAAUAAGGAAGACUCAAGUUCAUCAGAUGAAAGACUCAUAGAACAUCUUAAAAUUUGUGAUCUUCACUUGCAAACAAAAGAAAGGCUGGUUGAUGGAGAGUUUAAAGUAUACAGGAAAAGUACCGGAAAUAAUUGUAUAUGCUAUGGAAUUUGGGAUGAUACAGGAGCAAUGAAAGUGGUGGUAUCUGGACAACUGACCAGUGUCAACUGUGAGAUUGGUAAUACAAUUAGACUUGUCUGCUUUGAAUUGACCUCAAAUGCAGAUGAGUGGUUUCUGAGAUCUACGAGGUACAGUUACAUGGAGGUCAUCAUGCCUGAAAAAUGAAGAACAGUGAGUGAUGUAACCCCAAUUCAAUGGUGAAAAUUUCCUUAUGAAACAUGUACACUGAAAAUGGAAAAGAAAUGUAUACCUGCUCAAAUAUAAUACAUACAACAUCCAGCUCUUAGUUGUGGGAACAAUACUUUAGCUUAUUCUUUAUAAAAAAAUUUUAUGAACUUUCAUAGUCUGCAUGCUUAAGUUCCAUAAUAUGAAAAAAAUAAAUGCUGUACAUUAAGCAAU